This is a messenger RNA of Arabidopsis lyrata subsp. lyrata, 2837 nucleotides long. Its product is annotated as polyadenylate-binding protein 3. Gene Ontology annotation, cellular component: ribonucleoprotein complex. The record is from RefSeq and is a predicted model, not a curated record. Lineage: Eukaryota; Viridiplantae; Streptophyta; Magnoliopsida; Brassicales; Brassicaceae. The coding region runs from base 568 to 2547 and encodes 659 amino acids. The transcript is spliced from 7 exons. Gene Ontology annotation, molecular function: RNA binding.
AUGAAUCAAUAAAUUUAAUGUUGCUUUCGGUAUAUAAAAAAAAACACAAUUAGUACAUUUUUGAUGUGUGGAACUAAAAUUAAAUCUCUGUAAAAAACAUAAGCGAAAAUAAAGGUAAACAUAAUUCAAAACUGCGACCAGUUCUUAUUAUCAAAGAUGCAUAAAACACACGAAUUAGUAGUUAUUAAUAGUAAAAAUCAAGUGACAUGUGUGUUUUAUAUUAAAUCGUUAAUUGUUCGGAUUUAUAGGCUUGCUGGUUAUGUAUAAAUAUGCAUACACACUCUUCACACUAAUUCAAUUUUAUCCCUCUUCACUCCUCUCGGUAAUUGGAGGAAACUAAAAAAGGAAAAAAAAAUCUAAAUAAGAAUAAAAUUCCUAAAAAAUAAAUAAAAUCAAAAAUUUUGAAGAAACAAAUCCUCGAGUUAUGGUGUUUACAUAAAAUCUCUUUCUCACUUAAAACCCUUAGAGAAACAAAUCAUCGAAUCUUUGUUUUUUUAGAAUCAGUGAUUUUGUUUCCUUUCACGAGACGAAAUAACAAAUCGUCUUGUAAAAAGUAAACUCAUAAUCAUGGCGGCGGCGGUUGCGACGGGUGUCGCACCGGCAACAAUGGUUGAUCAAAUUCCGAGUCCGACGGCUCAGACUUCGGUUCAGGUUCCGGUUUCGAUACCUGCUCCAUCUCCGGCAGCGGUUGCCGAUCAAACACAUCCCAACUCGUCGCUCUAUGCGGGAGAUUUGGACCCAAAAGUGACUGAAGCGCAUCUGUUCGAUUUGUUCAAGCAUGUCGCUAAUGUUGUUUCGGUAAGAGUUUGUCGUGACCAGAAUCGUCGAUCCUUGGGAUAUGCCUACAUCAAUUUCAGUAACCCUAAUGAUGCUUACCGAGCAAUGGAGGCUUUGAACUACACUCCCCUCUUUGAAAGGCCCAUUCGGAUCAUGCUCUCGAACCGUGAUCCGAGCACACGAUUGAGCGGCAAAGGAAACAUUUUCAUCAAAAACCUUGAUGCUUCAAUCGACAACAAGGCAUUGUUCGAGACGUUUUCAAGUUUUGGAACCAUCCUCUCAUGCAAAGUUGCAAUGGACGUGACUGGCCGGUCCAAGGGGUAUGGAUUUGUCCAGUUUGAGAAGGAGGAAUCGGCUCAAGCUGCAAUUGACAAGCUAAACGGGAUGCUAAUGAACGACAAGCAAGUCUUUGUGGGACACUUCAUCAGACGUCAAGAACGUGCUCGUGAUGAAAACACCCCUACACCGCGUUUCACUAAUGUGUACGUCAAGAAUCUCCCCAAGGAGAUUGGUGAGGACGAGCUACGAAAAACGUUUGGUAAAUUUGGAGUGAUAUCGAGCGCGGUUGUAAUGAGGGACCAGAGCGGGAACUCGAGGUGUUUUGGGUUUGUGAACUUUGAGUGUACUGAAGCAGCGGCUUCCGCGGUUGAGAAGAUGAAUGGAAUUAGCUUAGGGGAUGAUGUGUUGUACGUUGGGAGGGCUCAGAAGAAGUCUGAGAGAGAAGAAGAGUUAAGAAGGAAGUUUGAGCAGGAGAGGAUAAACCGGUUUGAGAAAUCUCAAGGAGCGAAUCUGUAUUUGAAGAAUCUUGAUGAUAGCGUCGAUGAUGAGAAACUCAAGGAGAUGUUCUCUGAAUAUGGAAAUGUAACAUCUUCCAAGGUUAUGCUUAAUCCACAAGGAUUGAGCAGAGGAUUUGGUUUUGUUGCUUAUUCUAAUCCUGAAGAAGCUUUAAGAGCACUGAGUGAAAUGAAUGGGAAGAUGAUAGGAAAGAAACCACUAUACAUAGCUCUUGCGCAGCGCAAAGAAGAUAGACGAGCACACUUACAAGCGCUAUUUUCACAGAUAAGAGCACCAGGGCCAAUGUCGGGGUUCCAUCACCCGCCAGGUGGACCAAUGUCGGGUCCACCCCAGCACAUGUACGUAGGCCAGAACGGAGCAAGUCUGGUCCCGUCCCAGCCCAUUGGAUAUGGAUUCCAGCCUCAGUUCAUGCCCGGGAUGCGUCCAGGUUCUGGCCCGGGCAACUUCGUCAUGCCUUAUCCUCUUCAGAGACAACCUCAAACCGGUCCUCGUAUGGGAUUCAGGCGUGGUGCUACUAACAUGCAACACCACAUCCAACAACAACAACUUAUGAACCGUAACCCGACCCCGGGAAUGAGAUAUAUGAACGGUGCGGGUAACGGGAGGAACGGAAUGGAUUCGAGUGUUCCGCAAGGAAUCUUGCCUCCAAUCAUGCCUUUGCCAAUAGAUGCUUCUUCAAUUUCUCACCAGAAAGCUCCUCUCCUUCCAAUAUCUAAGCUCACUUCUUCUUUAGCUUCUGCUAGUCCAGCUGAUCGCACUCGGAUGCUUGGAGAGCAACUUUACCCACUUGUGGAAAGGCACGAACCACUUCACGUGGCUAAAGUCACAGGAAUGUUGUUGGAGAUGGAUCAAGCCGAGAUCCUGCACUUGAUGGAGUCACCAGAGGCACUCAAGUCUAAAGUAUCUGAGGCUUUGGAUGUUCUCAGGCUAUCUGUUGAUCCACCUGAUCAUGAGCUUGGUUUCUCUACCACCUGAACUUUGUUUUUUUCUAGUUUUGAUUUGAACUCCUUUUUUUUUUUUUUUUUUUUUGGUUUUAAGUCUUUCUUUACUCUUUAGCAGUUUUUUUAACUUAGUUUAUGGUUUUUGUGUUUUUCACUUAGUUUAUUGUGUUUAUUUCUGGACGAUGAUGAUUUCUUAAUAAUCUGCGAUUAGCUGAUUAUUAGUCUUUUUCAGAAAUCUGAAUAGACUUUUUCUUCUACAUUGUUGGAAUUCCUAACUGUACUCUAUACCUCAAUUUCCAACCUCCAAAAUAUUCUGCCUGAAAA